This is a messenger RNA of Megalobrama amblycephala (Wuchang bream), 3276 nucleotides long. RefSeq names its product polyamine-modulated factor 1-binding protein 1-like. Lineage: Eukaryota; Metazoa; Chordata; Actinopteri; Cypriniformes; Xenocyprididae. The transcript has 22 exons. Bases 1 to 3060 code for a protein of 1019 amino acids. Gene Ontology annotation, biological process: spermatogenesis. The record is from RefSeq and is a predicted model, not a curated record.
AUGCGCAAACAGCUGGUUGAACAGGAGUCCACGGUCUCUAGGCUGCAGUGCGAGCUACAUGAAGCAGAGCAGCAGAGGAAUCUUCUGGCCUCCAGAAUAUCUGAGCUGAACUGUGACAUCCAGCAUCAGGAGAAAGAAUACAAGCGGCUCACAGAGCAACAAAGAGCAGAGCAGGACGAGGUGUCCAACAGAGAUGAGACGAUUCUGAGACUGACGGCAGACCUGCGGGCUGCUCAGGAGAGUCUGACUGCUACACGAAGAGGAGUUGGAAUUCAGAUGCUCGCAGAGCAGAUGCAGGAGGUCACGUCCAGGAGAGAGGAGGUUGUGGCCCUGCAGAAGGAGUUGAACAGUGUUCAGGAGAUCCUGAAACAGAGAGAGGAGGUGAUAGAGAAGAACAAACACAACACGACACAGCUCCAGCGAGAGACAGACUCUCUUUACAAACAGUGUGAAGGCCAGAAUGAAGAGCUGUGUGAUCUGCGUGAGGAGAUGCGGCGGUGGAAGCAGGAGGCCCAGGAACAGAAAGAGAGACAGGUGAAGGAGGUGCAGGACCUUAAGAGAGAGCUACAAAGCACACAAAGUCGCCUGCAGCUGCACAGAGAUAACCUGGAGAGUCUGCACCGAGAGCUGGCCCACAGACAGCAGAGAGACACAGAGGAUGAGGCCUCCUGCAGGGAAGCAGCUCUCCACAGUCAGGAUGCAGAGUUGAUUCAGCUGAAGGCAGGUCUGCUGGAGGCUGAGAAACUGGCCACAGAUGCAGAGGCCCGACUACAACCUCUUAGUGAAUCCCUCGAGCUCUGCAAACACAAGUACCAGGCCUGCCUCGGCAAGAUCGCCCAACUUGAGAAUGCUCUGCAUAGUCGAGAGCAGGACCUGAAAGAGGCCCACCAUCAGGUGGCACAGAGGGAAGAGCAGGUCCUCCGUCUGAGAGCUCAGGUUGUAGCUCUGCAGGGGGAUCUGCAGCUACAAUGCACCCAGCUGGAGAGUGGAGACGAUGCCCUUGCCGCACUGAGCCAGCAGCUCCGAGACACACUGGAAGAGCUGGAGCACAGCCGUAAUCACGCACAAGAGUAUGAGCUGCUCAUCAACACACUCAGAGACACCGCUGAAAGCCUUCGUCACCAGGUUGAAGAGCAAGAAGAGACGCUAGUGAAGACGCAGACUGAUUUUUCCAUCUACCGGGCCACUCACGUUCACACCGACUCAGACUACGAAUCCCAGCUGUCCCGCGUCCAGGAGCUAGAGCACGCGCUGUUCCAGUCACUGGAGCGCUGCGGUCAGAGCGCCCAGGAGCUGCGGGUCUGCCAGCUGGAGUUGGCGCGUCACCGAGAUUGCAGUCCGGCAGAGGUGCAGCGACUGCAGGAGCAGGUGAGGAAGCUCCAGGCAGAUGCAGCAGAUGAGGCCCGGAGACGAGCACAAGUUGAUACUCUGGAGCAGAAGGUAGCCAAUCUGGAAGGAGAACUACAGGCAGCUCAAAGGCGUUGUGACCAGGCUAUCCAGAAGAGAGACACCCUACUGAGACAGUCCGAGGCUGAUCUUCUGCAGGCACGGGAGAAGAUCCGAAGCAGGGCGGCAGAGGCAGAAAAGCAGGCUAUCUCUGCUCGAGGGCUGGAAGCUGAUCUGCAGAGAGCCAAGAAAGAGAAAAGGCAGAGAGAAGGAGUGUGCCUCACUCAAAACGCAGCUGCUUCAGCUCAGGGAACAACUGAAGGAGCCCAGGAGCUGACGCGGCAGCAGGAGAAGGUGCAGCUGUUUGAGGGAGGUCAGCGUCUGGCUCAGGAGCAGCUCUCCGAGCGUGUGGCGGAGGUGGUGCGGGCAGAGAAAGCCCAGAGGAGACUGCAGGCAGAGCUCAAGAGAAUAACAGACAGUCUGGAAAACAGCCAGCAGGAGCUGCAGGACUCACGGAGGCUGGUAGAGCGCUUGAGAGCAGAGGCCAGCAGCAGCAGACAGGAUGCGCUCAACUCUCAACAGGAAGCUGUGAGACUCCAGCAGGAGAAACGGCAGAUCCAGGAAGAGCUGGACGUCAGCAGAGAGACUCUCUCAGCCCUGCAGACUAAGCUGUGUGAACAGGAGAAGCUUAUAAACACACACCAGGAUCAUGUUUCUGAGCUGCAGCUCAUCACACACAGACUGCAGGAGGAAGGGCUGAACUGCCAGACUCAGCUGCAGCUGUGCAGGAGACAACUGGAGACCAGAGAUGACCAAGAGCAAAAACACCACCAAGAGAUGAGCAGUCUGCAGGCUACAGUGUCCAGGCUGAAGCUGGAUCUGGAGCAGGAGCGGGAGAAGUGGCGGCAGGGGGUACGAGAGGCAGCCAAGGCCGAUCAGAGAGGGAGAGAGCUGAGACAGGAGCUCAGCACAACACAGGCCUCUCAUAAAGAGUAUAUGGAGCUGCUGGCCGAGUACAGUCGAGAGGUGGCGGCUCAGAGGAGUGAGCAGGCCCGUCUGCAGCAGCGCCUGAUCCAGUUGACAGAGGAGAGGGCGGCUCAGGAGGAGCGAGUCAGACAGAUGAGUGCAGAUCUACAGAGAGCGCACAGUGAGAGCAGGUGCUCUCAGGAGGAGGCCAGGGCAUGUGAGGGUCGACUGGCGGAGCUGCACACCCAGCUCUCACGCUCACAGCAGUGGGCACAGCAGCACAUGACAGCCCUGCAGGCCAGAGAGGAGGAAGUGCUGCUGCUAAAGAUGGAGAUGGCCGCUCUCAGAGAGAACUACAGUGCUAAAGUAUCUCAGGUUGAGGCUUUGCACUCACAGAUGGACACUGCUGAUCAGAAAUAUAACGCAGCCGUGUGUGAGGUGGAUGUUUUGCGGCAGUGCUUAGGAGACGCACGGAGUGACAGCUCUCGACUUCACAGGGAAAGUGAACUAGUCGUGACCAAUGUGAACCAAUGGGUGAAGGAGCAAAAGCACACUAAUGAGAAACUGGCACUCAAGAUCAAAGACCAGAGCAGGAAGAUCAUCCACCUGACAGCCGAGAGAGAUCACCUUCAGGAGAAUGUGAAGGGUUUACAGGGGGAAAUCAGGAGGCUGAAAGCAGAGAGAAUGGAAGCAGAGCAACUGAAGUGAAUAAAGAGGCAGAGGAAGAAGAAAGCACUUCCUUACCACCUGCGGCGCCAGUGCCUGAGUCUGGAUCGACUUGGAUGGCUACAGAACUGUUGUCUGCAAACAGACUGUCUCUUGGAUCCUUUCUUUAUCACUGACUCAAUGAGUUCUGGGAAAACAUUAUUUUCAAAUGAUGGCUGACAAUUGACCUUGUGACAGAUAAAUGACUGAUAGCUUAAA